Molecule: messenger RNA, 7438 nt
Organism: Anopheles funestus (African malaria mosquito)
Lineage: Eukaryota; Metazoa; Arthropoda; Insecta; Diptera; Culicidae
Gene: Nos
Product: nitric oxide synthase
Exons: 22
Coding region: 1140-5228 (1362 amino acids)
Biological process (GO): nitric oxide biosynthetic process
Molecular function (GO): calmodulin binding; FMN binding; flavin adenine dinucleotide binding
Source: RefSeq, a predicted model, not a curated record
GAGAGAGAGAGAGACAGAAGGCAUCAAGCACGGGAGAGCCAACAGCAUCCCGUUCCGUUUUUGGUGAGAUUUUGCCGGGAAAGCGACCGACAUACGGCAACCCAUCCACCCACUGUCGGGCACCGUCUGUAACCUUCCGCUAAUCCUUCGUACGGACCCGGCCGUUCCGUUGCUGCCGUCGAGUAGAACGGAGUAAAAGUACAGAAAUCUUUCGUUCAUUUAGUCAGUUGGUUCGUGCUAGUGCUAGCGUUCACAUCGAACAUCCGGAACAGGUUGGCCGGUCGUCGGUGUCUCGUGGUUUUUAGCGUGCGAUUGAUCAGUUAGUUUUCGAACGUUGCUUCGUACGGUGGUGUUAGGUCAAGUGAAAAAGUGAAAAAGUUACAACAAUAACGCAUUAAAUUUUUAAAAAGUCAAUAUUAAAGCAAGAAACUAACGAACCGAAUACACUCACAAAAACCCGCCUGCUGUGUGCGUUUUGAAGUGUUGAAGUGUGCUGUGAGUGCUGUGUGCGUUUGUUUCUAGUUUGGUGGAAAAUUAAACAGUGAUUUUGUGCGAGUUUUCUCGCAGAAAGUAAUUAAUAUUUUGAAACACAAAUCAAACGAAGUGGAAAUAUCUGGCCAAGACUUUUUGCAACCAGUUGUAACAAAAUAGUGCAGUAAACAGUUGGGCCAUUGUAUGCAACGGGGGGAAGAAGUAAACACUACUUCACCUACUUGCCUACUAGUGACUGGUGUGGUUUCGUGAGAGAAGCGUGGCACAGGGUGUAGUAGUGGGAAGUUUUGUGCUGUUUAUGAGUACCGGCGGCAACUAGUUUUACCAUCUCACACCAACGAAUUUGAUCCAUCACAACAGUCGAACAGGUACCGCAUACGGCACGGCCACAUUUCAUUACUACAACCCCCCUCGGCGAACGCCCGAAGUUUCCUUCCGAGGACUGAUGAAGGACCUGCUGUAGGUCGACGACAAAAUUGGACAUGAGUGCUAAUCGACAGCCGUCAGUAUCGAUCGAACAGUAGUGUUCCCGAUUUUGUAGUGGAUUUGGACGUUACCUUCAUACUUCAAGCACCAACCAGGGGAAAACCAACUCCAUCCCCGUUUUGAACCCCAUCCCUUGUUGAAGCGUUCUGCUCGUGUGGAAAAUGAUGUCCCAGCAUCUUAACUCGAUGCUGGAGCACCUUAAGAUGGGGUCGCUGAUGAGCAAGGGUGGCUCGAGCGGCAAACAGCAGCAACAGGUUGCUCCAUCGUCCUCCGCCAAUGGCAGUGUUGCCAGCGCUGCCGGCGGUGCCCCCAACGGCAGCUGUACUAACAAUAAUUUGCACUGCAAUCAUCACGGUGGCAGUGGGAGUAGUGGGCACAAUAACAACAACAACACCAGCAACAUCAAUGCCAACCACAACAACAACUGUCACAAUGGUGGUCCACUGGCUGGUGGCAAGAUGGCGGACACGACGGUAGUGGUCGAACGGCGUGAAGUUGCUGAAGGGCGUGAGAGUAGCAAAGCGAACCACAUCGGUGAGGAACGCGUCCGUGGCUACGAUGUGUCACGGAAGCGUUGCAGCAUAUCGGUGCAGCAGCAUGGUGGUGGUGGUGGAACGGACGGUGGCGGAAAUAUACGGACCAACUAUCGGGAGCUGUCACCGGCUUCGCUUCGGAUUCAUCGGAAAUCGUCGCAUGAUAUUCGCAAUACGCUGCUCGGACCGGAUGGUGAGGUGUUGCAUCUGCAUGACCCAUCGGGCAAGGGUGGCGAUGGGAUGGGCAAGAUGCCGGCCGUUGUCAAACCGAUCAAGCUGAAGAGCAUUGUCACGAAGGCGGAAUCGUACGAUACGAUGCAUGGCAAGGCGAGCGAUGUAAUGUCGUGCUCGCGGGAAGUGUGUAUGGGAAGCGUUAUGACACCGCACGUCAUCGGUACGGAAACACGCAAGGCGGAUAUAGUGCAGCAGCAUGCGAAGGACUUUCUCGAUCAGUACUAUUCAUCUAUCAGACGAUUAAAAUCACCCGCUCACGAUAGCCGCUGGCAGCAGGUGCAGAAGGAAGUGGAAGCAACAGGCUCGUACCAUCUGACGGAAACCGAACUUAUCUACGGUGCCAAGCUGGCCUGGCGCAAUUCGUCGCGUUGCAUCGGUCGGAUACAGUGGUCCAAGCUGCAGGUUUUCGAUUGCCGAUACGUUACGACCACCAGCGGUAUGUUUGAAGCGAUCUGCAAUCACAUCAAAUAUGCCACCAAUAAAGGAAACCUCAGAUCAGCCAUCACAAUUUUCCCGCAGCGAACGGACGGCAAACACGACUACCGCAUCUGGAACAAUCAGAUUAUCUCGUACGCCGGCUAUAAGAAUGCAGACGGUAAAAUUAUCGGUGAUCCGGCCAAUGUCGAGUUUACUGAUUUUUGCGUGAAGCUCGGUUGGAAGAGUAAGCGAACGGAGUGGGAUAUACUGCCGCUGGUCGUGUCGGCGAACGGGCACGAUCCGGACUACUUCGAUUAUCCACCCGAGCUGAUCCUGGAGGUGCCACUCAGCCAUCCACAGUUUAAGUGGUUUGCCGAGCUUAACCUUCGGUGGUACGCCGUACCGAUGGUAUCGUCGAUGCUGUUCGAUUGUGGUGGUAUCCAGUUCACGGCGACCGCUUUCAGCGGUUGGUACAUGUCGACGGAGAUCGGUUGCCGCAACCUGUGCGAUGCUAAUCGGCGGAACCUCCUGGAGCCAAUCGCCAUCAAGAUGGGUCUGGACACACGGAACCCAACCUCACUGUGGAAGGAUAAGGCGCUGGUCGAGAUUAAUAUUGCCGUGCUGCAUUCGUACCAGAGCCGUAAUAUUACCAUCGUCGAUCAUCAUACCGCUAGCGAGAGCUUCAUGAAGCACUUUGAAAACGAAACCAAGCUAAGGAAUGGUUGUCCGGCCGAUUGGAUAUGGAUCGUGCCACCAAUGUCGGCCUCAGUAACGCCUGUUUUUCAUCAGGAAAUGGCCGUCUACUAUCUACGACCGUCGUUCGAGUAUCAGGAAUCGGCUAUGAAAACGCACAUCUGGAAGAAGGGACGAGAUUCGGCCAAAAAUAAAAAGCCCCGCCGAAAGUUCAACUUUAAGCAAAUAGCUAGAGCUGUCAAAUUUACAUCGAAACUGUUCGGACGCGCUCUGUCCCGUCGGAUCAAGGCGACGGUACUGUACGCGACGGAAACCGGACGCUCGGAACAGUACGCUCGUCAGCUAGUGGAGCUACUCGGUCACGCGUUCAACGCACAGAUCUACUGCAUGUCGGAUUACGACAUCUCAUCAAUCGAACACGAAGCCCUACUGUUGGUGGUUGCUUCCACCUUCGGCAAUGGUGAUCCACCGGAGAAUGGCGAGUCUUUUAAGAGCAUGUUGGAGUCAAAGAAGAAGAAAAUGCUUUUUGCACAAGAUCUGUACGCCAUGAAGCUACAUGAAAGUGGUCAUCACCAAGCGCACAGCGAACUAACGAUUGCCGCUUCCUCCAAGUCCUUCAUCAAGGCAAACUCGCGCAGCGAUUUGGGUAAGUUUGGUCCAAUGGGUGGUCGCAAAAUAGAUCGGCUCGAUUCGCUUCGCGGUUCCACCACGGAUACACUGUCCGAGGAAACGUUUGGACCAUUGUCGAAUGUACGGUUUGCGGUGUUUGCUCUCGGUUCGUCCGCUUAUCCAAACUUUUGCGCCUUCGGUAAGUACAUCGAUAACAUUCUCGGUGAGCUGGGCGGCGAGCGUCUGAUGAAGAUGGCAACGGGUGAUGAAAUUUGUGGCCAGGAGCAGGCAUUCCGCAAGUGGGCUCCGGAGGUGUUUAAGAUUGCCUGCGAAACGUUCUGUCUCGACCCGGAAGAAACGCUGUCGGAUGCGGCCUUUGCACUGCAGAGCGAGCUGUCGGAAAAUACGGUCCGGUAUGCACCGGUCAGCGAGUACGAAUCGCUCGAUCGUGCACUGUCCAAGUUCCACAACAAGAAAUCCAUGGAAUGCUCGGUGAAACGGAAUCCAAUCAAUCUGCACUGUGAGAUGAACGGUACCGAGCGGUCAACGAUUUUGGUGGAAAUUAUGGCCGAAGGGAUCGAUUACGAACCAGGAGAUCAUGUCGGUAUCUUUCCGGCUAAUCGAAAAGAAAUUGUGGAUGGCAUCAUCGAACGUUUGACCGGUGUAAAUGACCCAGAUGAAAUGUUGCAGCUACAAAUACUGAAGGAAAAACAGACACAAAAUGGUGUCUACAAAUCUUGGGAUCCUCAUGAGCGACUUCCUGUAUGUACGCUUCGCACACUGUUGACACGAUUCUUGGACAUUACUACUCCACCGACCAGACAGCUGCUCACCUACCUUGCCUCGUGCUGUGGUGAUAAGGCGGAUGAAGAAAGGCUACUGAUGCUAGCUAACGAAUCUUCAGUGUACGAAGAUUGGCGCUAUUGGAAGCUACCGCAUCUGCUCGAGGUAUUGGAAGAGUUCCCUUCUUGUCGGCCACCGGCAGCCGUCUUUGUCGCACAGCUGAAUGCACUCCAGCCACGCUUCUACUCUAUUUCUUCCUCGCCGAGGAAGUACUCGAACGAAAUUCAUCUAACAGUGGCGAUCGUCACGUACCGGGCCGAGGAUGGUGAAGGUGCCGAACAUUAUGGCGUGUGUUCGAACUAUUUGGCCAAUUUGCAAUCGGACGAUAGGAUCUACCUGUUCGUACGUAGUGCACCGUCGUUCCACAUGUCGAAAGAUCCUACUAAACCGGUCAUCCUGAUCGGUCCCGGUACUGGUAUUGCACCGUUCCGUUCAUUCUGGCAAGAAUGGGAUCACAUUAAGACGGAAAUGGUGGACUGUAAGAUUCCCAAGGUAUGGCUAUUCUUUGGCUGCCGCACAAAGAACGUGGACCUAUACCGGGACGAAAAGGAAGAGAUGGUACAGAACGGAGUACUCGAUCGGGUGUUUUUGGCAUUGUCGCGAGAGGAAAACAUUCCAAAGACCUACGUACAGGAUCUUGCACUCAAGGAGGCGGAGUCAAUCUCCGAGCUUAUCCUGCAGGAAAAGGCACACAUCUACGUGUGUGGCGAUGUCACCAUGGCCGAGCACGUGUACCAGACGCUGCGCAAGAUUCUGGCCACGCGCGAAAAGCGCACGGAAACGGAAAUGGAGAAGUACAUGCUAACGUUACGGGAUGAAAAUCGUUAUCACGAGGACAUUUUCGGUAUAACACUACGAACGGCGGAAAUACACAACAAGUCACGUGCUACUGCCCGUAUCCGUAUGGCUUCACAGCCGUAAGCUUUUCUGACUGUACUUUACCGGUUGGGGACAAGUUUUCCAAGACGAAACAAAAAAAAAAAAACAAUGACGCACACGGGUGUGCGGAUGUUAGACGAUAAAGCGCAAAGUUUACAUUAACUACUACGACACGUGUAUGCGAAUGUUGGUGUUGUACGUUGCUUUUUAUGAAAACUUAAUGGAAAUGUUUUUUUUCCACUUUAAACACCACUACUGAUCGUCGCAACGAAUCUAUACUGCAAACAUGUAAAUUUGUUAAGUGAUUUACGGUUUUUUUCCCCAGCAAAACAAAACCCAAUUUCUAACAAGUCGUUGGUGGAGUAUGUUAAGGAACAACGUUACACCUUUUCCAGAUGAUCCAAUUGAAUUGUUUUUGUUUUUGUCAGCUUAAAUCUACGGUAAAUCCUAACAGUUAAACUUACAGCGUGUAUUAAACCUUCAAACUAAGACACCCUUUGCCGGAGGUGAGCAAGUUAAGAACUCUUUCAAAUGCACCCUUUUCCAACUGCACCGACUCUUGAUGUAUGUGAGUGUUUCCAAGCUAUUUUUCUACUCAUGACAAAUGUCAAGAGUAAUACUUAAAAAAGAGAGACAUAUUUAAUACAUCGAACAUAGCAUAUUAAACACACAUACACACGUUUCCCUGCACGGCUUCAACUUUCGAAACACUUCACUUCCCUAACUCUGUCUGUAUUGAAGUAAUUAAACACAAAAAAAAAUUCCUCAGCACAUCUCAACACCCUUGAAAAUGCACACCGGUUAGAAGAUUUUUAAAUGGCAAGUUAACAAACGUUUCACUGUUAAAUUUUAUCGAUACAUCUAAUUGAAAAUCUAAAAAGAAAAAAGAAAAUAAUAUUAAUUAUAAUAACAACUAAUGCACCUUGUUUGGUGUUUGCGGUGGUAGUGUGGAAAAUGGUGGUGAUACAGCAAAAUGGAAUAAGAUGACGGUAUUGCUAGGAUAGGAAAUCCAUUAAAUGAAACAAUUUGCAAAACAGCACACAAACACACACACAAAAAAAAACAAAACUAAUAUAGAUAGUUACAUUUCUUUAAAACAAAACAAAAAAACACAAACUCUAGUGCACAGAACUAGUUAAAUGAAACAAUAUGCGGGAAGCGGGUGAGGAAAGUCCUUUUGAAUGAAACUUAAGAAUGUGAUCAAGAUAGUAGAGAAAGCAAGAUGAAACUGUAUUUAAACGAGAGAACGAAACAGAAAAUGUAACGUUUAAAACAAAAAAGGUAAGACAUGGAUUACAUAUUAUCUUAACAAGUUUAUUCCACAACAUGAUAAUCGUGUAUAACAAGCAAAAGCGCAAAGAAGUGCUGUUUGUUCGGUAAUGAAAAUGCAAAACUAGUUGAAAGCAUUUUUUUUUUAACCUAUUUGUUAUAAUUAUAUGGGUAAAAUAGAAUUAUCAACAGCUUAUAAAGAUUUGUUAACAAAAAAAUAUUUUAAAAUAGAAUGUUAAUUUUUAUCAUAAAAUUUUAUAGGUUUAAAAAUUCCCAUUUUAGUUCAGAAAGUAAUUUGCACACACACAAGCAGUUCAAUCAAACAAAUAUUGCGAAAUGUCAGUAUCAAAAACGAAUUGCACCAAACACCCAACUGCUUGUUACAACCCUUGUCUAUCAUUCUCAGCUACUCUCAAUGGAUGUGUGUGUGUGAUAAUGUACACUAUACUAUCUGAUCAUUUUAUCAGUGAAAAAAAAAACACAAAAAUGGAAAUAUUAAAAAUCACCCAACAUGAAACCAAACACGAGACAUGAGAUGCAGAAAAAACAAAACAAAUCAAAACAAAGCUAGCUAUACAGAUAUAUUAUAUAUAUAUAUAGAUAUACACAUAUAUACAUUUCGAUUAUAUUCUUAUACACACACAUACACACUACAACGGCAUCUCCGUGAACUUUACUACCAAUCGAUGCACAAAGCUAUGUUGGAAGAGAACGAUGGAUAGAACAAAACGUUUAAAAGCCCUCAACAAACCGACUACAAACAUUCCUGUACGAAGAGUGUAAAUCAGAACAUUAUGCUUUAUCUUGCCCGAUCGUACUUUCUUUACCAACUAAAAAAAAACAAAAACACAUUGUAAUGAAUGAAAAUUGUCUUGAAAAGAAUUACCAAGCGAACCAGCUGGAAUCGGCAGCAUACACCACUUCACGGUUCGGGUAAAAGCCGUACUUUAAAAACAAAUAAACUCACACCCAACAACAAAAAA